Molecule: messenger RNA, 769 nt
Organism: Cherax quadricarinatus
Lineage: Eukaryota; Metazoa; Arthropoda; Malacostraca; Decapoda; Parastacidae
Source: RefSeq, a predicted model, not a curated record
CAUACAGAAGAAUUCUUUUUUUAUUAUAGGCACUUCUAGUUGUUAUUACUCGUAUGAAUAAUAAGAAUGCAAUAAACAGCAUAGUGAAAGUAAUGUAAUUUCAGUCAGUAUAUUGAACUUUAAAUUUCUCUUUAAUUAACAUUCCGUAUUUUAUUGAGUUAUAAAAACAUUUUAUAAUGAACAAUAAUUAAUUUGUUUAUUUUCCAAACAGUCAGCAAUUCAAUGGCUGUGCAAACAGCAGGCACCCCAGUUGAUUCACUAGAGGUGAAAGUCAGUGAAGGAACUCUAGCAUCACCAUCUCCUUCCGUAGCAUCGCCAACACAAACUGUGAUACAGGAGCAGCCUCUUAGCAGCUCCCCCACCAUCAAUUCCUCACCACUUAAUACAACACCACUUUCUGCACAUAAAGAGAAUAUUCCCCUCUCAAACCAUGUGAAUAAUAGGGUGGACUCUAUUCCAAAUGGUCAUGACAAGUCUGUAUCACCAGCACGUGUGGGAGAGAUGGAAGGAGAGUCCAGGAAAAGAAAAUACCCAAGUGAUAAGGCUUAUUUUAUUGCCAAGGAGAUCUUGACCACAGAGAGGACAUACAAAAAAGAUCUUGAAGUAAUGAACUUGUGGCUGCGAGAAGAGGUGGGAAAGGAGGAAGGAAUGCCAAAUGAUGUUCUCUCUCAGCUGUUUAAACUAGUCGACCCCAUAUAUGAGUUUCAUGCACAGUUUCUUAAAGAACUUGACACCCGACUUGCGCAAUGGUAAGUAAUAGAGCUUGUGU